AUGUAUGGCUGUGGCAUUUUCAUGAUUCCUGCCGCACAAUAUCAUUCCGAGAUGGAAGGCAUCACUCUGAGCAACGUGUAUGGCAAGUUAUUGGGAGUUUUUGCCUACGGGCUACUGGAGCUGGGAUCUUUCGUCGCGCUAGCCGUUGUUCUACGGCGAAACUGCGGUAUCAGUGCCCUUUAUCAACUCGGAUUCGUACUCGAGACGCAGAUGCCUCUGGUUCAGGCCAAAUUUCCACUCUGGGUCGUCAUGCUGCUGGCUUGUCGAGUGGCUCACUUCGGUGCGUUGGCACGCGCUGAGCAAAAUAUUCGAAAGAAAAGCUCAUGA
Messenger RNA from Phytophthora sojae, 327 nucleotides. RefSeq lists its product as hypothetical. The transcript has a single exon. Lineage: Eukaryota; Oomycota; Peronosporomycetes; Peronosporales; Peronosporaceae. The record is from RefSeq and is a predicted model, not a curated record. The coding region runs from base 1 to 327 and encodes 108 amino acids.